AUGGACCGCUUCUUCAACAAGGCGAAAGAUCGCCUCGAGCAGGGCCUCAAAGAGGUCCAGCAGCAUGCCCAGUCUGCCCUCAACCUCGGUGACAAAGAGCACUCCCAUACGCACGAUGGAGCAUGCGACCACCACCAUGACAACUACAACUCGAGCAACCGUUUCCAGUCCUUUGCUCCCCAGACCUCUGGCGACGUGAAGUGGUACGUGGAUGGUGCCUCGUACUUCUGGGCCGUGUCUAUGGCACUUGAAAAUGCAAAGGAGAGCAUCUACAUCUUGGAUUGGUGGCUGAGCCCGGAGCUCUACUUGCGUCGCCCCCCUGCACACAAUGAGCGCUACCGCCUUGACAAGAUGCUCCACGCUGCCGCAGAACGCGGUGUAGACGUGCGGAUCAUCGUGUACAAGGAGGUCGCAGCCGCCCUGACCUGUGAUUCUGCUCACACCAAACACGCCCUUGAGGGCCUACACCAGAACAUCAAGGUGUUCAGACACCCUGAUCACACGCCAAACUCUAAAGAGGUCAUCUCUGGCUUCUCGGGUCUGUCUAUCAAGACCUACAAGCCUGGUGAUCUGGCCAAAGCCUCGACAGGCGCUCUUGCCUCUAUCUAUGGCCAAUUUGGCGACACGGUCUUGUAUUGGGCCCACCACGAGAAGCUUUGUGUGGUUGACCGUCGCGUGGCAUUCAUGGGUGGUCUUGAUAUGUGUUUCGGACGAUGGGACACGAUGUCGCAUCCGAUCAGUGAUGCCCAUCCCGGUAAUUUGGACAAUAUCAUCUUCCCAGGGCAGGAUUUCAACAACGCUCGUGCAUUCGAUUUCGAGGGUGUCAACGAUUGGAAUCACCCUAACAAGCUUGAUCGCUCCAAGAAUGGCAGAAUGGGCUGGUCUGACAUCACCGUCUCCAUGGUUGGGCCCAUCGUUACCAACCUGCUCGAUCACUUUGUCGAUCGGUGGAACUUCAUCCAGGAUGAGAAAUAUUCGAAGAAAGAUGCCGGCAAGUACAACAAGCUCAGCAUUGAAGGUGGCGCCGUCGUCGAGGAGCAUCACAUUCCCCGCAACAUGCACGAGAUGCAUGGGCGGUUCCGGAGAUUCAUGGGUGACGACGACGAUGAAGGCGAGCAGGGACGACAGCACGAUUCGCAGAGACGAACAGACGAGAGACACGAGAGUGCUGCUAUCCAGCUUUGCAGAAGCUGCUGUGAAUGGUCCGCCGGACAUCCUACCGAGCACAGCAUUGCAAAUGCAUAUAUGGAUGCUAUCACGAAUGCUAAGCAUUUUGUCUACAUUGAGAACCAGUUCUUCAUCACUGCUACUUCUGACGCUCAGAAGCCAGUGACGAACAAGAUCGGCCUUUGCAUCGUCAACCGCAUUGUCAAGGCCCACGAGGCUGGCGAAGACUUCCGCAUUGUCGUAAUCAUGCCUGCUGUUCCGGCUUUCGCAGGUGACCUCAAGUCCGACGGUGCUCUCGGAACGCGUGCCAUUUUGGAGUUCCAGUACCAGAGCAUCAGCCGCGGCGGCCACAGCAUCAUCGAGGUCUUGCAGCAGCGCGGCGUCACAGACUGGCAGCGAUACAUUGGCUUCUACAACCUGCGGAACUAUGACCGCCUCAACACCUCGUCCACGAUGCAGCGAGCCGAGGAGCAGAGCGGCGUGUCCUACGACCAGGCUCGCCAAGGCUACGACCAGCAGCACAAUGAAGGCCCGCCGCAGCGAACAGAGGCCUACAGCCGCUACCAGUACGCGGCUGCGAAGCAAGAGGAUAGCACUUGGGACACCGUCUCCAGCUGCUACAUGGAAGGCGGCAUGGACAUUCGUCAAGUCCCCUGGAAUGGAAGCCCCGAAGCCGAGAUGGACGCGUUCAUCUCCGAGGAGCUGUACAUUCACUCGAAGGUGCUUAUUGCCGACGACAGACUGGUCAUCUGCGGCUCUGCCAACCUUAACGACCGCUCGCAGCUCGGCAACCACGACUCUGAGAUUGCCGUCGUCAUUGAAGACCCCACUCCCGUUGAGAGCCGAAUGGCCGGACGCCCGUACACAGCCAGCAAGUUCGCCGCCUCGCUCCGCCGUCAGCUCUUCCGGAAGCACCUGGGCCUCGUGCCCGACCAGCGCUGGGACAAGCCAACGGCAGCCUGGACGCCCGUCGACGCCGACCCGCAGGACUACGACUGGGGCUCCAACAGCGACCGGCUGGUCGAGGACCCCCUGGGCCAGGACUUCCUGCGCCUCUGGUCCGACACGGCGCGCACAAACACCGAGGUUUUCAGCAAGGUGUUCCACCCGGUCCCCAACGACGCCGUGCGCAACUGGCAGCAGUACGACGAGUUCUUCAGCCGCCACUUUGUCAUCCCCGGCAACGAGUACAAGAACGGCGAGGACAAGGACCCCAACCGCGUGCCGUACGGGCACGUCGUCAAGUCCGAGUUCCCCGGCGGCGUCGGCGAGGUCAAGGACUGGCUGUCGCGGGUGCGCGGGACCUUGAUCGACUUCUCGCACGAGUUCCUGGUCGAGCUCGGCGACGACUUGGCCAUGGAGGGUUUCGGGUUGAACUUUGCCACCAAGGAAAUUUACACUUGA
Molecule: messenger RNA, 2571 nt
Organism: Microdochium trichocladiopsis
Lineage: Eukaryota; Fungi; Ascomycota; Sordariomycetes; Xylariales; Microdochiaceae
Exons: 11
Coding region: 1-2571 (856 amino acids)
Biological process (GO): cell motility; phosphatidic acid biosynthetic process; intracellular signal transduction
Molecular function (GO): D-type glycerophospholipase activity
Source: RefSeq, a predicted model, not a curated record